AUGAUGUUCAACCGGGCCUCCCUGAUCAACGUGGGCUACCUGGAGAGUGGGAACGACACGGACUACCUGGCCAUGCACGACGUGGACCUGCUGCCCCUGAACGAGGCCCUGGACUACGGCUUCCCCCAGGAGGGGCCCUUCCACGUGGCCUCGCCCGAGCUGCACCCGCUCUACCACUACAAGACCUACCUCUUCAGGCCCAACGGCAUCACCACCGGGUACAAAACCUUCCUGCACCUCCAUGAUCCGGCCUGGAGGAAGAGGGACCAGAAGAGGGUGGCCGCCCAGAAGCAGGAGCAGUUUAAGGUGGACCCUGAGGGGGGGCUGACCAACCUGCAGUACCAGGUGGAGUCCCGGCAGGAGCUGACCAUCAGCGGCGCCCCCUGCACCAUCAUCAACACCAAACUGGUGUGUGACCAGGACAAAACGCCCUGGUGCAUGCUGGGAUAG
Molecule: messenger RNA, 450 nt
Organism: Menidia menidia (Atlantic silverside)
Lineage: Eukaryota; Metazoa; Chordata; Actinopteri; Atheriniformes; Atherinopsidae
Source: the annotation of a GenBank genome assembly